Messenger RNA from Strongyloides ratti, 600 nucleotides. RefSeq lists its product as hypothetical. The transcript has 4 exons. The record is from RefSeq and is a predicted model, not a curated record. The coding region runs from base 1 to 600 and encodes 199 amino acids. Lineage: Eukaryota; Metazoa; Nematoda; Chromadorea; Rhabditida; Strongyloididae.
AUGGUAAUGUUUUUUGAAAUUUUAUUAAAAAUUUUAACAAUCAAUUUAAUUUUUAUUUAUUCUACAGUAGCUGUUGAAAAAGAUGAUGAAGCUUGUAGAAUUUUAAAAAAAGAAUUUGAAGAGAUAUGUUUUUCAUCAACUAAUACUGCUGCUCUCAUUGAAACAGAAACAUUUUGUUCAGCUUUCAAACAAACUUGUGCUCAUAUCGUUGAUGUCAAAACUUUGUUAUCAAGAACAGUACAAAAUAAAAGAUAUUGUAAAAAAUAUCGUGAUGUAUUUCAAUUUGUCUGUCCAGAGCCAACAAGAUUUGGUAAAUAUUCAAAUGAUGCAAUGAAUUUUUGUCCAAGAUAUCAAACACGAUGUCCAAAUGAACCAUUACCAUCUCAACCAAUGGAACCACAAAAAAAAAAACAUAUAUAUUUUAGAGAAAUUAAUUUUAUCUGUGAAGAUUAUGAAGAAACAACAAAAUUAUAUUGUACAAAUCCAGUUACAUUAAAAGUUAAAAAAAUUAAAAUAUUAUGUUUUAUUUAUAAAACACUUUGUAUUGAUACAUUAACAAAAGUUAUAUAUCAAGGAAAAACAAGUCCCAAUUAUGGAUGA